This is a messenger RNA of Rhineura floridana, 4001 nucleotides long. RefSeq names its product sosondowah ankyrin repeat domain family member A (gene SOWAHA). The record is from RefSeq and is a predicted model, not a curated record. The transcript has a single exon. Lineage: Eukaryota; Metazoa; Chordata; Lepidosauria; Squamata; Rhineuridae. The coding region runs from base 43 to 1971 and encodes 642 amino acids. Gene Ontology annotation, molecular function: protein binding.
CGCUUGCAACGGCUGCCCAAAGAAACCGCAAGGAGUAAAGGAAUGUUUCAUUUCUUAUUAAGGGGGGGGGAGCGCGGCUUACAUCUAUUUUAUCCACGUGGGAAGGAACGGGAGAUGCGCGCUUUCUGGGUGCAACCACUUGGAAAAGAGAAGCGGGGGGAAGAGUCGUGCGGCGGUGCCUGGAGGCUGGAAGCAGCCCUCAGGGUUUGGAGAGGCGCGAGGGCGUUCAGCCUCAGGUGUGUCUUCGCCUACAAAUCCCAGCGACCUCAGCUGUGGGUGGCCUUUCCUUCUUCACUCCACCCCACCGUCUUCUUCGCCAGCUGGGAAAGGGCCAGACAGCCUCCUGCCCUCCCUAGAGGCACAGCGGUAGGAGCAGCAGGUGGCUGCGCCCGCCCGGCCGGGAGAGAGGGACGCCGGCUCUGUCUUCCGACUUCCGCGUUCAUCCUCUCCGCGCUGUCCCACCGGGCUGAGGCGGGCAUGGCUGAGUCCGAGCUGAGCCAGGCUGCCGUGCUGAGCUUCCUGCAGGAGCACGGCGGCAAGGUGCGCAAUUCGGCACUGGUGAGCCGCUUCAAGCCGCUCCUGGAAUCGCCUGGCGGGGAGCCCGAAGACCGAGCCCCCCUCCGCGAGCGCUUCAAGCGCCUCGUCAACAACGUGGCCGUCGUGAAGGAGCAAGACGGAGUCAAGUUCGUGGUGCUGAAGAAGAAGCACCUACGCGCCCUGGCGGAGGAGGAACCGAGCCCGGAGCCCGCCGGGGGGUGCUCUUGCGAUACGGAGGAGGAGGAGGAGGAGGAGGAGGAGGAAGGCACAGCCUCUUUGGCGCCCACUUGCCAUGCCAGCUCAGGGGGUGCUCCUUUCCCACCAGAGCAGGAGAGUGGGCUCGAGGGGAGCCUGGCAGUGCCUGUGUCCCAGUUGAAGAGCCUCUUUCAAAAGGAAGGCAUGGAGGUGCCCAAAGCCCCUCGUGGCCAAGAGAAGUUGGCUCCUAAAGCUGCCCUUCAGAAACCUUGUAUGUUGCCAGUGCGCUGUGUACUGCCUUCCAGCGGUGCAAAGGAACCCAAAGUCCCGACACCUGGGCAGCAGCAGCCUGAAGUCAAAGACUGGCUCCAGGAGGGGUCCUCUGCCAUCACUCCCUCCACGUCCCCCUAUACAAAGAGGCGUCAGUUUGAUGAGACGGGGACCAGCUCCCCUUACCCGAGGAGGGUGCCAAAGUCACAAAAGGUGGGCGAGGAAGUGGACUGUGCCGCUACUGCUGUUCCACUGGAAGCUGCUGAGCACGAGUGGCUGGUGAAAGCCACAGCUGGCCAGUGGUCCCAGCAGCUUCAUGGUCUGUUGCUGAGUGACAAGAGCCUGGCAAGCAAACGAGACUUCAUGACUGGCUUUACUGUUCUGCACUGGGCAGCUAAAAGUGGAAACUGUGAUAUGUUGGGUAAAGUCAUUGAGGUGGCUGAGAAAGGUGGCGCUCAUGUCAAUGUGAACUCCAAGUCCUAUGGAGGUUAUACCCCACUCCAUAUCGCUGCUAUACAUGGGCAAGAAGAAGUCAUUGCCCAGUUGGUCAGGGAUUACAAUGCCAAUGUUAACCUGAGAGACUACAGUGGGAAGAAGCCAUUUCAGUAUUUAAAAGAAGGCUCCUCUUUUGCAGUCAGGCAUCUCUUGCGGGACCCUAAUCUUCACACUGUCUCUGGACACAAUGCCUCUGUUAAGAAGAAUGCCAAAGUGGCUGCUUCUAUUCUGAGUUCUACCAGCACUGUCCUGGGGCUUCUGUCUGAUGACACUGCUUUCUAUGAGCUAACCAAAGGCUUAAAGAAGCCUGCUUCGUUUAACAAGUUCCUUAAUGCAGCCACAGCCCCAAGGAGGAAGCUGAAGUCCAGAGGGACUUUCUCCUCCUAUUCUUCCUUGUCUGAGGCUGUGGAGGAAGAUCAGGAGGAAGCCACAACAAAACGUAGACCAGUUUCAGAGUUGUUUUUUGGUCACUAGUCUCUGCCUUGCUUAAAUCAAAUAAUAUGAAUACUGAAGCAGGCAUACGUUGGUGGUUCUUGCACAGAAAUACGUUUACCUUUGCUUUUUUGAAUGUAUUUCUCAUUAGCAAGUCCAAUGCAAGGACUGAAGGAACAGAUUCUCUAUAGGGUUGUAUCUGAACAUAGACAAAUGUAGCCUCACACAUUUCACUCAGAACAGUUUCACUGAGAAGAAAAAGUUACCCUUACUAAAUUGAUGUGAAACUUCAGAAAUGGUUUUGGUUUGUUGGUCUGUUUUGAUGAGUAAGUUCAAUGUAGGAUCUUCAGUUAACUUAACUGGAUGCAAGUUCCAUUAAAAUCAAUUGAGCAAGUAACGAUUCAUCCCAGGCAUGACUGCCCGGAAGUAAGCCAAUGGAACUUACUCCCAAGUGAGUAUGUAUAGGACUGCAGACUUGGACUAAAGGCUCUUACUUGGAAGUAAGUCCCAUGGAAAACAAGGGGCUUCCUUUUGACUAAGCAUGGAUAGUACUGGGUCUGUAUCUGAAAAGGAAUGGCAUAAAAGUGUCAAUUUCUGACGGUUACCACUGCACAUAAAGCAGAACAUCUUGAAUUAAAAACACUGUGUUUAGUUCACUGCAUGCAUAUUUUUAAAGAACAAAAUGUUUGCCUUAUAGUCUCUUAAAAUCUUCUGACUGGGAAUAAAAAGCAUUUCUGGGGAUUUGUUACUUCCUAGCCAGCUCUGCUAAAAGAGAUUAAUGAGUUAAUUAAAAGAAGUGCUCCCUUCCUAAUGCUAUGCCAUAUUUAAUAUUGAAAAUGUUGAACUCGCUCUAACAGUUUGCAUUGGAUGCAGUUCUUAUGAAAGCCACCUUACGUUCACAGGAUCUGUGAUUCCUGUCAUUAAAAAGCCAGGAAAUGUUAUGUUACUGCAGUAAAUCUGCACUUUGCUUUUUAAAGCCGAUGCCAGAAAUUCAAGAUGUUGAUUUUAUAUUAUAGUUUUAAUUAUGUUUGAAAAGGGAGAAUACAUAAUUUUAGUGGCAUGCUGGAGAAGAAGGGCAUCUUACUUUUUGAAAAAGAAAUGUCAUAUAGCAAGUAUUUGUCUAUUGGUUUACUACAUGCAGAAAACUAAGUAAUGAAAUUAAAGAACUAGCUUUAGCCAACUGAAAAAGAAAAGAGAAGAAAAAACCCUAGCAUCUCUACCUCAAUGUUACAUUUAUAUUAAAGUAUCAACUCAGGCUGAAUUCCUAGGUCCACUUACCUGGGAGUGAGCCCCACUGAGUUCAGUAGGACUGAAUUCUGAGCAGACAUGGUUAGGAUUGCAGCCUGAGGUAUGUCUUGUUUUAUUCAGAGAAUCUAUAUAAUGCUUGUUGCAAACUAGUAAAAUACUGUGCAAUUCUAAAUACCAUGACAAUGUGAUGAAAUAUACAGUCCUUUUUCCUUUCAGAAGAUAAUUUUUUUAAAGUGUAACAACAGGUAAAAAUCUACUUAGGGUACAUAUUUUUAUAUGAGGAAUAGACUAAUGGAAAUGUAACUCUUUGGACAGUUAUUUUUAUAUUGCAUACUUUAUAAAUACUGAUAUGUUUUUGGUACCUUUACAGUGAGGACCUUUUAUUUCAACUAAGACUGGGAAUAUUGGAUGUUCUAUCAGCCAUCUUUAAGCAUGCAAAAGAAGUGUGCAUCUCAGUUAUGUAAAUAAGUGGUGUACAGUGUGUCAAGUGAUGUUUUAAGGAAGACAUUGUGGCUCUGUAAAAAUCCAUACAUUUUCAGCAUGAUGUCCAUCUUGAUUGGGUAAUGCUCUGCUUGAACUAAAAGCCUUUUGUGAAUACGGGUAAUUAUUGUCCCACUAUAAUAAAAAUUGUAUGGAUGAUUGUUUGGUGUAAAUUUAUUUUAAUACAAUAGACAUUCAGUGGAGUUGUAUGGAGACCUAUAACCUGAUUAUAUGACCUGAUUUGCAAGUCACAGUAAACCACAGUUAACUUUAAUACCAAACAAACAACAAGCUGUAACCAAGGUUUGUUCCUGCCUUACUGCUCAUGGUUUGUUUGGUGGAGG